AUGGUGCGCUUCAAGCGCGUGGGCAAGAAGAGGAAGGACGCAGCAUCCGGCAAUGCGCCGCCGCCGGGCAAGCCGUCCUUCCUGCUGCUGCGGCGCGGCGUGGCCGGUGCCGAGGACGGAGCAUCCCUCUUCCGCCGGCGCCCGGAGAGGAAAUUCAAGCCGCGGGCACAGGUGCUGAGCAAGGCGGCCGCCGCCACGGGCUGGUUGGCACGGAAGGUGCUGAGCCGGCGCGGGAGGCUGGUGGGGGGCAGCCGAGCCACCGACACGGCCUGGUUGUCCCGGAUCGGUGCCAAGAAGCUGCCGUUCCCUGCGGAAGACGAGAUCCUCCGGCACCGGGCCAACAUGAAGCGCAUCCCCGGUGGUGGUGGCGGUGGUGGUGGUGGUGGUGGCAGGGUGUCGCGGCACGGCAGCAUGGCGCGGAGGCCAUCGCGGCGGCGUUCGCAGCGCGCAUCCACCAAGGCGUCGGUGCCGCGUUAUGGGUGGGCUGAGGAGGAGGAUGGAGCUUACAGGCACCGGCGUGGGUACAGCAAGGAGGAGGAUGGAGCGUAUGGAUCCCGCCGGGGCUAUGCCAAGAAGGAAGAUGGAGCCUAUGGCCGCUGGCGUGGGUACAGCAAGGAGGAGGAUGGAGCCUAUGGUCCUCAGCGCGGCUACGCUGAGGAGGAUGGAGACUACGGCCCGUGGCGUAGCUACAGUGAGGAGGAGGAUGGAGGCUACGGCCCUCGGCGUGGCUACACUGAGGAGGAGGAAGGCUAUACCCAAGCCCCAGCCUACCCUGCAGCAUACGGCUAUGAGGACGCGGGGCCGAGCCCCUACUCUGACUACCCUGGCUAUGAGGCAGAGCAGGAUUAUGGCUUCUAUGGGGGGGGCUGGGAGGAGGGAGACCCCCAGGGACCCCCCUAUGGCUACGCGGAGCUGGGGGACGAGGGACCGUUUGGUGGCGGGUCCCCCCUCGCCCUCUACGACCCCUACGGCAGCGACCAGGAGUACGGCGAGGACACGGUGGGGCCUUUUGGCUACAGGGGGGACCCCUACGAGGACUUCGGGGACCCCCUCUCGGGGGGUUACCCUGGGGGCGAGUACCCUGAGCACCGCAUCCAGUACAGCGAGGGGGGGUGGGCACCGCAUGCCCAGUCCUGCAACCCCUAUGCCCUGGGCCUGGAGGAGAUCGCGGAGGCCGGGGAGCCUGAGGAGUGGGAUGAAGAGGAGGAGGAGGACAAGGAGUACCCCUUCUCCAUCCUCAGCGCCUCCUCGCUGCGGGGCAUGCGGGAGACGCUCUCCUCCAAGCUCUCCCUCAAUCGGAAGUUCCGGCUCUUCCCCCGGCCUCAGGUGAAGCUUUUCGGCAGGGACCGCCUCGAUGUCCCCCUCCCGCCGUCCCCCCAUCUCCCCCCGGCCCGUGAUGACGAUGACUACGAUGAGUACGAGCCUCCAGCACCAGCAGCACCCCCCCGGGGCCGCCUCCUUGCUGCAGCGCGGGCGUGCGGGAGCCCCUUGGGGCAGUUCCUGCAGCGCUCCCUCUCGCAGCCCCCCAGCCGCCCUCCGCGGGCUGCAAUGGGACCCCGGGACCCCCGCGCCCCACAGCCCUCCUAUAGGCGCUCUGGCCGCAGGAUGGAAAGCGCCGCGAUGGGGACCCGGGACCCCUCUUCCCCACCCAGGGACCCUUCCCCACCAGCGGGGUCCUGGGGCCCGCUCCGGCUCCCGUCCCUCCGUAACCCCUUCGCCAGCGCGGGGCGCUCCCCAUCGCCGCCCCCGGCCCGGCAGCGCCCCGAGCCCCCUCGGCGCUCCCCUUCCCUCGGGGCCAGCAUCCGCCGGUUCGGCCCCGAGCCCCCGGCCCCGCCGCCAUCCGCGCCCCGCUCCCCGGGCCCCGGGGGGAGGCGUUUGGGGGUGCCCGCGGCUGGGCCGGGGAGAUCCCGGUCCUUCCGGCAGAGCAGCCCCCCCGGGCUGCCGCUGCCCCAGGCCUGGCCCCGGCUCCCCGAGCCCCCCACCAAGGCUGUGAAGCCGCUGCAGAGAUCCCCCUUCAUGGCACCGACCUCCCGGCCCGGCAGCCGCCGCCUCGGCCCCUCUUGGGACGCGGAGCUGCCCCCCUGGCAGGGCGCUGCUGUUGGGGCGCCCCCGCCACCCAGCCCCGCUCCUGGUACCCCCAAAACCUUCAUCCAGCGCAUCGGGCAGCCCCUUGCCGGCAUGGCCCCGCGCUCCCCCCCGGCCCGGCCGUCCCCUGCCGAACCGAGCAGCCCAAUACGCUCCAUGGGGCAAUCCCUGGCAUCGCUGCUCGUGAGGAGCAUGGCCCCUUCUGCAGCCCCCCCAUCCCCACCGCCCGCCCGCCGCCUUUCCUCCCGCUCACCCUCCUCUCCCCAGCGCCCAUCCCGGCGGGACGGGAGCACCCAUAGAUCACCGAGCCCCCCCUCCCCGGGGCGCCGGGGCUGGACCGACACCGGGCGCCCCAUGGUCCCGUCCGUGCCUCGCGGGGACCGCAGCCCCUCACCGCAGCGUCACGCCUCUUUCCCAUCACCCCACGGCAGAGCCCCCGGCUCCCCGGUCACCCCCCGCCGUGGUCCCCUUGGCCCGGAGGCCGCCGAUGGGGAUGUUUUGUCCGGGGAGGAGGGCGCGGGGCGCUACGCGGUGGUGACGCCGCAGGUGCAGAGGUUGGGCUCCUUCCGACGGGCGUCCCGCAUGUACAAGCAGCACUGGUCCGCGCAGCACGUCGUGCGGGUGCGGGAGAUGCCCGACGCCUGGACGGCAGAGCAGGGCCCCCCCCAGCUGCCCUCCCAGCGCGGCCGGCGGUGGGCGAGCCAGCGAGGAGCCGACAUCGGCCGGUACCUGAGCCAGCGCUCGCCGGGGGGCGGCUGGAGGGACCGGCACCCCUGGGCGGACGGGUACCUGGGCAGCAAGCAGCCCUGGCGCAGCAAGAUGCAGUCGCUGUGCAGCCUGCCCAUCAUGCGGUACCAGGAGCCACAGGAGGAGGACGGGCUGGAGGACAUGACCCAGCUGGAGGACCUCCAGGAGGCUGCGGUGCUGAGCAACAUCCGGACACGGUUCGAGCGCCAGCUCAUCUAUACCUACAUCGGCAGCAUCCUGGUGUCGGUGAACCCGUACCGGCUCUAUGACAUCUAUGGCACAGAUCAGGUCCUGCAGUAUGAAGGCAGAGCCCUGGGCGAGAACCCACCGCACCUCUUUGCCAUCGCAAACGUCGCCUACUACAAAGUGAUGGAUGCCAAUCACAACCAGUGUAUCGUCAUCAGUGGGGAGAGUGGCUCAGGAAAGACUGAAGCCACCAAACUGAUCCUGCGGUACCUGGCAGCCGUCAGCCAGAAGCGCAGCACUGCCCCACAGAUAGAGAUCCUGGAGGCGACCCCCUUGCUGGAGUCCUUUGGCAAUGCCAAAACCGUGAGGAACGAUAAUUCCAGCCGGUUUGGGAAGUUUGUGGAGAUCUUCCUGGAGGACGGUUUGAUCUGCGGUGCCAUAACCUCGCAGUACCUGCUGGAGAAGUCCCGUGUGGUCUUCCAGGCCAAGAGUGAGCGCAAUUACCACAUCUUCUAUGAGAUGCUGGCAGGGCUGCCCGCGCAGCAGCGGCAGCGGUACUGCCUGCAGGGCGCCGAGACAUACUACUACCUGAACCAGGGAGGGAACUGUGAGAUUCCCGGGAAGAACGAUGAGGAGGAUUUCCAUCGCCUGCUCAACACCAUGGAAGCGCUGAGCUUCAGCGUGGAGGAGCAGAACAGCAUCUUCCGCAUCCUCUCCUCCGUCCUCCACUUGGGCAACGUCUACUUUGACAAAUACGAGAGUGACUGCCAGGAGGUGGCCAUGGUGGUGAGUGCCGCGGAGAUCCGGACGGUGGCUGAGCUGCUGCAGGUGUCCCCCGAGGGCCUGCAGAAAGCCAUCACCUUCAAGGUGACGGAGACGCUGCGGGAGAAGAUUUUCACCCCUCUGACUGUUGAAAGCGCCGUGGAUGCCAGGGAUGCCAUUGCCAAGACCCUCUACUCCCUGCUCUUCGGCUGGCUCACAGACCGCAUCAACAGGCUGGUGUACCCGCGGCAGGAGGCCCUCUCCAUCGCCAUCCUGGACAUCUACGGCUUUGAGGAUCUCAACUUCAACAGCUUUGAGCAGCUCUGCAUCAACUACGCCAACGAGUACCUGCAGUUCUUCUUCAACAAGAUUGUGUUCCAGGAGGAGCAGGAGGAGUACCUGCGGGAGCAGAUUGAGUGGAAGGAGAUCCCCUUCAGUGACAACCAGCCCUGCAUCGACCUCAUCUCCCAGAAGCCCUAUGGAAUCCUGCGCAUCCUGGAUGACCAGAGCUGCUUCCCCCAGGCCACCGACCACACGUUCCUCCAGAAGUGUCACUACCACCAUGGGACGAACCCGCUGUACACCAAGCCGAAGAUGCCACUGCCCGAGUUCACCAUCAAGCACUACGCAGGGAAGGUGACCUACCAGGUCCACAAGUUUUUGGAUAAGAACUAUGACCAGGUCCGUCAGGAUGUGCUGGACCUGUUCCUCAGCAGCAGGACCAAGGUGGUGGCCAACCUCUUCUUCGGCCAUGCCCAGGUGAUGGCGCGGCAGAGGAGCCUCAUCAGGAGGAGCAGCACCAGGACCCGGCGGUACAAGGCUCCCACUGUGGCCGCCCGGUUCCAGCAGUCGCUCCUGGAGCUGGUGGAAAAGAUGGAGAGGUGCAACCCCUUCUUUGUGCGCUGUCUCAAACCCAACAACAAGAAGGAACCAGGGCUCUUUGAGGCUGACGUGGUCAGCAGCCAGCUGCGGUACUCAGGGAUCCUGGAGACCAUCCGCAUCCGCAAGGAGGGCUUCCCCAUCCGCAUCCCUUUCCUCGUCUUCAUCAAUAGGUACCGCUGCCUCGUUGACAUGUGGUCCAACGUCAUUCCCAACGGCUCCAACUGCGUGGAGAUGCUGAGGAGCCUCUGCCCCGUCAGCCCCAGCAUGUACUACGUCGGUGUCACCAAGCUCUUCCUAAAGGAGCAGCUGUACCAGGCCCUGGAGAGCAAGCGCUCUCGUGCCCAUCACUUGGCCGCGCUCACCCUCCAGCGCUACGCUCGCACCUUCUUCAUCAAGAGGCGCUUCCGCUCCCUCCGCAGGAAGAUCAUCCUCCUGCAGAGCCGGGCGAGGGGAUACCUGGCCAGGCAGCGCUACCGGCGCAUGCGGCGCACGCUCAUCAAGUUCAGGUCGCUGGUGCACAUCUAUGUGAACCGCCGGCGGUACCUCAAGAAGAAGGAGGAUGCCCGCCGGCGGGCAGAGGAGGAGAAGGAAAGGAUGAAGCAGGAGCUGACCAAGAGGGAGGUGGUGGACGUCACCCACCUGGAGAUCCCUGCCGAGCUCAUGGGGCUGCUGGAGGCCGCCGCAGCCGCCCGGGAGGUGAACGCCGGCUGCGUGGUGCUGGUGCCGCCGCCGGCGCUGCAGCCCGACUCGCAGCUCACGCUCCCGCUCGACAUCAACGAGUACCCCAUGGCCAAGUACGUGCGGGGCCACUUCCAGGAACCAGCGUUCGGGAUGCUGACAGCCCCAUUGAAGGCUCCUCUCACCCGGCUGGAUGAGGAGCUGCGCCACGAGGCGCUGAGCCUGUUCCAGCUGAUCCUGCGGUUCAUGGGGGACCCAGCGCUGGGAGGCUCGCAGGAGACCCUCUUUGGCAACUACAUCGUGCAGAAGGGGCUGUCGGCGCCGGGGCUGCGGGACGAGCUCCUGGCCCAAGCGGCCAACCAGGUCUGGCGCAACACCAACGUCAACAACGAGGAGCGGGGCUGGCUGCUGCUGGCCGCCUGCCUCAGCGCCUUCCCCCCCUCGGCCGCCUUCGACAAGUACCUGCUCAAGUUCGUCUCUGACUACGCCUUCGCUGGCUACAAGCCGGUGUGCCAGCGCAAGCUGAUGCACGCCAUGGCCCGGUCCCAACUGGGCGCCGCGGCCGCCCGAGCCUUUCCCCCAUCACUGCUGGAGUGGACGGCGAACCGGCACCAAGCCAGCAUGGCGCUGGACCUGCACUGCUUCAAUGGUGACCAGUUCUCCUGCCCUGUGCACUCCUGGGCCACAGGCGAGGACCUGGCAGGGGAUGUCCUGAAGCACAGGGGGCUGGUGGAGGGCUGGCGUGGCUGGUCCGUGGCCAUGAAGGCUGGUGCCCAAUGGGCCGAGCUGGCUGGUCAUGACUAUGUCCUGGACCUCAUCUCCGACCUCGAGCUGCUCCGCGGCUUCCCCAAGCAGAAGUCCUGCUUCCUGGUGGCGUGGGAUGGAGCCGAGAGCCACGGCGGGGACAGCCGGGCGGUGUUGGGACACGGCUUGGAUUUGGAUGAAGUGCCCCCUCCUCCAGCUGUGAAAGCCCCAACGCUGCCAUCCACAGAGGUGUACCACCCCCAUGGAGAUGGGGAAUUCGGGGAGCCGCGCAGCCAGAAGGGUCUGGACCGGUACCUGGACAGCCUCUUCGACCCUGUGCUCUCCUAUGGCAAUGGGGAGCUGGAGAAGCCGGCUGCUGUCACACAGAGGAUGAAGGGAAGAGGUGGUGCAGGAGGAGGGGAUGGGGAUACCAAGCACAGCAGAUCCCCAGUGCCUGCAGAGACACAGCAGCCAAGAGGCACGGAGCCAGCCCCAUCCUCACAGCACCGGGCAGACGUCAACCAGACACCGGGCAGAGCAGCGGAUGGGACACCAUCCCGCCCCCCCCAGCCCCGGCCCUACAUGCAGAAAGCAGCCCCUGUGGGCCGGCGGUGGCCGGGAGAGCUGGUGCGGAAUUCCCGGCUCAACUCGGAGCACUUCCCGCGGCCCACACACGACAUCCGGAACAUCAUCCGGCAGUGCCAGCCGGCCCCACGGGGAUCCCAGCCCCACAGCAAGCUCUUUGGGAAGAAGCAGGACCCCCAUGAGGAAGCCAUGCAGAUCCUGAAGGAGCAGCUCUCAGCACCCCCAGUGCCAGUGGCUGCGGGGCCCAAGGAGGUGGUGGCCACGGUGAAGCCGGUCACCAGCAGCAGGUACCCACUGCGACCACCAACGAGGCGUGCAGUGGCCACCCGGUCCCCAGUCUUUGUGUCACGGGAGCUCCCAUCCGAGGCGCAGCAGGUCCAGACCCAGCUGCACCGGAGCUACAGCGAGGACUUCUACACCUACCACAACGUGCCCUGGAAAAUCUACAUGCGGAAGGAGGUUUUCUACCCCAAGGACAGCAUCAACAACCCAUUGCUGCUCGACCUCAUCUUCAGGCAGAUCUUCAAUGAUGUGCUCUCCAACACCUGCAUCCGACUCAGCCAGGAGGAGCGGCUCCGACUGAAAUCCCUCUUCGCGGAAAACAAACUGGACUCCUUCAGCCCCGUGGCCACUGAGAGCGUCAAGAGGGAGAUCAUCGCUGACGCCCGCGAUGCCUGCGAUGUCUAUUUCUCUCGCCUCUUCCCCGCCACGGGCAGCGUGGGGACGGGUGUGCAGAUCCUGGCUGUGUCCCACACUGGUGUCAAGCUGCUGCGGGUGGUGAAGGGCACCAAUGUGGCCGGGGAGCAGCUGAGGGUGCUGAGGGCAUACGGCUAUGCCGAUGUGCUGUUCGUGACCACCCCAUCCAGGAACAUGCUGGAGCUCAACCUGCGCAGUGAGAAGCUCAUCCUGUUCUCCCCCAAAGCCCCCCAGGUCAAGGCUAUGGUUGACCACUUCAUCACGGAGCUCAGGAAGGACUCCCAGUACGUGGUGGCUGUGAGGAGCUACAGCCCGGAGGACAAGGGCCAGCUCAGCUUCCACAAAGGGGACAUCAUCCACCUGCAGCCACUGAAGCAUCCUGAGAGAGACCACUACUACGGCUGCGUGGUCCGCAAGAAGGUGAUGUACCUGGAGGAGCUGAAGACGGGCACCCAGGACUUUGGGUGGAAGUUCGGUGCCAUCCACAGCAGGUCGGGUCUCUUCCCUGCUGAAUACGUCCAGCCCGUCGCAGCCCCGGACUUUGUCCAUUUGCCAGCGGAGAGGAAAGAGGAGCCCAGGGACAAGCAGGGCAAGGUGGUGGCUUCAGCAGCCGUGGCUGUGGCCGUGGCCUCCACCGCCGUGGCGCAGGAGCUGGACCGCAAAAGCGAGGCAUCCCCGGCCAGCACAGCAGAGGGGGACAGCAGCGAGAAGCUUGGUGUCAGCGCAGGGACCUGCCCCAUGCUGGCCUUUGCCAGGCAGUACUUCCGUGCAGCACGGCAUGGGGAGGCAAUGGAACCCUGUGGGAUGAAGGCCAAAAGGGAUGUGCCCAAUGUGCUGGAGAUGCUGACAUUCAGCAAGACCCCCAUCCAGGAGUCACUCAUUGAAUUUGUGGAUGGUAGCAUCAGCAAACUGGCCACGGAGGCGUUCCAAGCCGUGAUGAAGUUCAUGGGCGACCACCCCCUGCGAGGGCAGACGGAGCUGGACAGCGUCUGCACCAUCCUCAGGCUCUGUGCAGAGCACGAGGUCCUGCGGGAUGAGAUCUACUGCCAGGUUGUGAAGCAGAUCACCAACAACAGCAGCUCCAAGCCGGAUAGCUGCCAGAAGGGCUGGAGGCUGCUCUACAUCCUCGCUGCUUACUACAAGUGCUCCGAGGUGCUCAGGCCCUUCCUGCUGGCCUUCCUGCAGGAUGCUAGCAGGCACCCGGAGCUGCCGUUCCAUGGCAUCGCCAAAGCCUGCGAGCUGAACCUGCAGAAGACCCUGCAGUUUGGUGGCCGCAGCCUCUUCCCCAGCAGCACGGAGCUCAGGGCCAUGGUGGCUGGACGCAGUGCCAAGCGCCAGCUCUUCCUCCUGCCUGGUGGCAUUGAGAGGCACCUCAAGAUCAAGACGUGCUCGGUGGCUCUGGAUGUGAUCGAGGAGCUGUGCUGUGAGAUGGGGCUGCAGCACCCAGAGGCUUUUGAGGAGUACAUCCUCUUCGUGGUGACCGACAGAGGGCAGAGCGUGCGGCCGCUGACCCGCCGGGAAUACGUGCUGGAUGUGGCCGCCGAGACGGAGCGCCGGGACUCCAGCUACACCUUCUGGUGCCGCCGCGUGGUCUGGGGGCAGCCCCUCAAGUUUGACAACGAGCUCUAUGUCACCGUGCACUACAACCAGGUCCUCCCUGACUACCUCAAGGGGCUGUUCACUGUCCUGCCGCCCGCCAGGCCGGGGGAGCAGCACUUCCCACACGUGGCCAAGCUGGCCGCUCUCCAGCACCGAGCCAAGGACCACCAUCACCUCCCCACUGCGCGGGAGGUGCAGGAUUAUGUCCCACCACAGCUCUUUCGCCUGCUGAAGCCUCAAUCCUGGCUCCAUAUGGUGACCCAGCACAUGCAGCAAGCGCAGGCGCUCAGCGCCCACCAGGCCAGGGCACAGUUCCUGGGGCUGCUGAGCGCCUACCCCAUGUUCGGCUCAUCCUUCUUCUACAUCCAGAGCUGCAGCAACAACGCCAUCGUCUCCCCCUGCAUCCUGGCCGUCAACCAGAACGGCCUCAACUUCCUCAGCAAGGAGACCCACGAGCCCAUCGCCAAGUUCUCACUGAAGGAGAUCCAAUCCACACGGACACAGCGCCCGACGGCCGGGUCCAGCUACCCCUAUGUGGAGAUCACCCUGGGCGACCUCCAGGCGCAGGGCAUCACCCAGCUGCAGCUGGAGCAGGGCCUGGAGCUGUGCCGAGUGGUGGCCGCGCACAUGGAGAGGUUGUUGGGAGCACGGGAGAAGAGGCUGACGCUGCCGCCCAGUGAGAUCACCCUGCUCUGAGCACGCCAUGGA
Neopsephotus bourkii (Bourke's parrot) is the source of this 9672-nucleotide messenger RNA. It is a transcript of the gene MYO15A, whose product is annotated as myosin XVA. Gene Ontology annotation, molecular function: cytoskeletal motor activity; protein binding; ATP binding. Bases 1 to 9660 code for a protein of 3219 amino acids. Gene Ontology annotation, cellular component: myosin complex; cytoskeleton. NCBI's taxonomy places the organism in Eukaryota, Metazoa, Chordata, Aves, Psittaciformes, Psittacidae. The transcript has 64 exons. The record is from RefSeq and is a predicted model, not a curated record. Gene Ontology annotation, biological process: signal transduction.